Messenger RNA from Homarus americanus (American lobster), 804 nucleotides. RefSeq names its product splicing factor 3A subunit 2-like. The coding region runs from base 1 to 804 and encodes 267 amino acids. The record is from RefSeq and is a predicted model, not a curated record. The transcript has 3 exons. Lineage: Eukaryota; Metazoa; Arthropoda; Malacostraca; Decapoda; Nephropidae.
AUGAGUGUGAUGUUCCCGUCCACCUAUGAUCGAAUUGAACCUUUAGCUAAACCCGUGUCCAACUGUGAGAAUGUUGAACAAAAUCUAGCACCCGAAAAAAUUAUAGGACCACCUACCUCCAGUAUAGCACCACCUACCUCUAGUGUAGCACCACCUACCUCUAGUGUAGCACCACCUACCUCUAGUGUAGCACCACCUACCUCUAGUGUAGCACCACCUACCUCUGGUGUAGCACCACCUACCUCUAGUGUAGCACCACCUACCUCUGGUGUAGCACCACCUACCUCUAGUGUAGCACCACCUGCCUCUAGUGUAGCACCACCUACCUCUAGUGUAGUUAUAGCACCACCUACCUCUAGUGUAGCACCACCUACCUCUAGUGUAGCACCACCUACCUCUAGUGUAGCACCACCUACCUCUAGUGUAGCACCACCUACCUCUGGUGUAGCACCACCUACCUCUAGUGUAGCACCACCUACCUCUGGUGUAGCACCACCUACCUCUAGUGUAGCACCACCUGCCUCUAGUGUAGCACCACCUACCUCUAGUGUAGCACCACCUACCUCUAGUGUAGCACCACCUACCUCUAGUGUAGCACCACCUACCUCUGGUGUAGCACCACCUACCUCUAGUGUAGCACCACCUACCUCUAGUGUAGCACCACCUACCUCUAGUGUAGCACCACCUACCUCUAGUGUAGCACCACCUACCUCUAGUGUAGCACCACCUGCCUCUAGUGUAGCACCACCUGCCUCUAGUGUAGCACCACCUACCUGCCUCUCCAAUAUUCACCAGCAUAAUUGA